Spea bombifrons (plains spadefoot toad) is the source of this 2456-nucleotide messenger RNA. RefSeq names its product transforming growth factor beta induced (gene TGFBI). The transcript has 17 exons. Gene Ontology annotation, molecular function: cell adhesion molecule binding. Bases 69 to 2099 code for a protein of 676 amino acids. Gene Ontology annotation, cellular component: extracellular matrix. The record is from RefSeq and is a predicted model, not a curated record. Gene Ontology annotation, biological process: extracellular matrix organization; cell adhesion. NCBI's taxonomy places the organism in Eukaryota, Metazoa, Chordata, Amphibia, Anura, Pelobatidae.
AUUUCCUGGCUUUUGCUUCAGGGGCUUUGUGAGUUCAGGACCUGCACAUACUCACUAGCUUUCCCAGAAUGAAUGGUAUUGUAUUACUGAGUCUUACAGUUAUAUUACUGGUUACAUUUGUGAGCACAGCAAGGUAUCCUUACCAGCAAGUCUUACAGCACAGCCGGAUCAGAGGCAGACAACAUGGCCCCAAUGUAUGUGCAGUGCAGAAAGUUUCUGGAACCAACAAACAAUACUACGCAAACUGCAAGCAGUGGUACCAGAGGAAGAUAUGUGGGAAAUCAACAAUAAUCAGCUAUGAAUGUUGCCCAGGGUAUGAAAAAGUUCCAGGAGAAAAGGGAUGCCCAGCUGCCCUGCCUCUAUCAAAUAUAUAUGAAACCCUGGGUAUUGUUGGAGCAGCUACUACACAAUUAUACUCAGACAGAGCCAAUCUGCGACCAGAAAUCGAAGGUCCUGGAAGUUUCACCAUCUUUGCACCAAGCAACGAAGCAUGGGCUGCUCUGCCAGCUGAAAUAUUAGAUGCUUUAGUGAGCAACGUUAACAUUGAGCUUUUGAAUGCUCUGCGCUAUCAUAUGGUGGACAGACGUCUCCUUACAGAUGAACUAAGACAUGGAAUAACUAUACCUUCAAUGUACCAAAACCUGGACAUUCAUGUGCACCACUAUCCCAAUGGGAUUGUUACAGUAAACUGUGCAAGACUGAUAAAGGCUGAUCAUCAUGCUACUAAUGGUGUAGUCCAUGUUAUUGACAAAGUAAUCACUGCAGUAACAAACAACAUAGCCGAAGUUGUGGACACGGAGGAUAACUUAGAAACACUAAAGGCUGCCUUGGCUGCUUCAGGACUAAAUACACUCCUAGAGACUGAGGACAAGCAAUACACACUUCUGGCUCCUACUGAUGAAGCAUUUAAGAAAAUCCCUGAAGAAACCUUAACCCGUAUCCUGGGUGACCCAGAAGCACUGAAAGAUCUCCUACACCACCACAUUUUACGUUCUGCUCAGUGUUCUGAAGCAAUCAUUGCUGGAUCUUCCAUGGAGACUUUGGAGGGCUCUUCUCUAGAAGUUGGGUGCCUCGGGGAAGAACUUACACUCAAUGGAAAAGCAAUUAUUUCCAAGAAGGAUAUAUUGGCCACUAAUGGUGUUGUUCACUUCAUUGAUGAAUUAUUAAUACCAGAUGCAGCAAAAACCUUAACUGAACUAGGAAAAGAUUCCGAUGUUUCUGUUGCCAUCGACCUCUUCAGACAAGCUGGUCUAGACUCUCAUCUUGUAAAUGAAAGGGUGACUGUCAUUGCUCCACACAACAAUGUGUUUAAAGAUGGAACACCCAGAAUUGACAGAGGCUUGUCAAACUUACUUCAGAAUCAUAUUAUAAAAGAUCAGCUUUCCUCCAAGUACCUUUAUCAUGGACAAGUUCUAGAGACAGUUGGUGGAAAAAAACUUAGAGUAUUUGUAUACCGAAAUGCACUUUGCAUUGAAAAUAGCUGUAUUGAUGCACAUGACAAAAAAGGAAGAUAUGGUACAUUGUUCGUUGUGGACAAGUUAUUGACCCCACCUACAGGAAAUGUAAUGGAUGUCUUAAAAGCUGACAAUCAGUUCAGCAUGUUGGUGGCUGCAAUCCAAUCUGCUGGGCUUACAGAGACAUUAAACAGAGAAGGAGCAUUCACUGUCUUCGCUCCCACAGAUGAAGCCUUCCGAGCUCUUCCACGAGGAGAACUAAAUAAGCUUUUAGGUAAUACAAAGGAACUAUCCAAUCUUUUAAAAUAUCACAUUGCUGAUGAGAUAUUGGUCAAUGGAGGUGUUAGCCAACUUGUGAGACUAAAAUCAUUACAGGGUGAAAAACUGGAAGCAAGUUCUAAAAAUAACACUCUGCAAGUAAACAAAGUUCCAGUUUCACAAGGAGACAUUAUGGCAACAAAUGGUGUCAUUCAUGCUAUCAACACUAUGCUACAAACACCAGCAAAAACACAAGAACGAGGAGAUGAGCUAUCAGAUUCUGGGCUAGAAAUAAUUCGUCAAGCAGCUGCAUAUUCCAAGAUCUCCCAGAGGAGUGCUCGAUUAGCACCUGCAAAUUCUAAAUUAGUGCCAAGAAGACGUCAAUAAACCUUAGGUUUUGGGCGAAAAGACACCUCUACCAUUUGUUCUUCUGGAUAUGUAAUAACAACAAUGUCACUAUGCAACUAUUUUGGAUAGAUUUUUUAUGUGAAAAUGUAAGAGCUCUAAAUACCACUCUAAUUAUUUUGCUAGAUAUCUAUUGUAGUGAUGUAAGAAAACAUACACUUGUAUUAGCAGUAAUGUGGUAAGAAAAAUCAGUCUAUGAUGCAAAUUUUCAUCCAAGAAAAUAUUAAUGAAAAAAUGUAAACCUUAAUGAAGAAUAGUAAAUUUGUCUGUGUCCCCAUGUAUGUCUUUUAAUUCUUUGAUAUAUAAAAAAUAAAUUUGUCUAAAUUGCCAAAACAAUAA